GGCUAUUUUGGGCUGCCUCGGGGGAAGAGAGAGGAGAAUGCGGAUUGUUCUUUUGUCGGCUGUGUUUUAUGGUGUUGCACUGAGAUGGAAAAACAAUAAAACGCCCGUUUGUGUGUCCAUAAAUCCAAAUUAUGUCCGUCGAGUGGAAAUCGUUUGAUUCAGGGACCAGCUGCAAUAAGUAACAAAGGCGCUUUUUUGUUACAACAACAACAAAACACUAGCUCGUGUACGGGAUAGCACAGGAAUGGACUUUGUCUGGUGUGUUCGUUUAUUAAGACCAUGGGACUCGUUUGCAUUAGUUUUUUCAUUGAUAACCAGUUGAACAAGGAAAUUAAACCGAUAAAAACCUACAACAAAGAGUCCGCGUGCAUGUCCGGAAAUCUCGCGAGAAGGCGCGUGAUUUUUGCACGUUGACGUUUUGAACUUUGUCGUUCGGUUUGUCGGCUGCUCGCGGCGAAUUGUUCUCGAAUCUGUCGUUCUCGAAUCUGUCGUUCUUUACAGAGGUAUCCAGGCACGGUAAACGAAUACAUCCGCGCACAAACAUAGCAGUAUGACUCAAAAUAUGAGUCAUUUCAAACGUUAUAACUAACCCGGUGAUUAGCUCGCUCGCUAGCUAAGGGAGUUUCGGCGUUGCGCGCGCGCGGUGUCCAGAGAAACUGUAGAUAAUCGAGGAUGACGAUGCACAUCAUUUCGUGAAACAGAAGCUUGGAUCACGUUUCGAACCUUGUGCAUCCUUCUGGCUUAAAAGCGCACGUCAAGUAUUACAGCCUUGCCUUUUUACGUCACACCUUAUGUUGAACACAGCCUACAUUUCCCCGUACAAUGGAUGACCGAAGUUUAAAAGCCCUUGUGCAUUGUUAUCAUGUGAACAUGUGGGCUGUGAACUGGUCUCUCCCUCCUUCAAUCCCAGUGCUCUAUCAGUGCUUUACUCAAGCCCUUUAGUUUGUAAGAGCAUUGACUUCAUUUGAGUGAUCACCCAAAAACAUAGCAAAUUAGCCUUUUAGUAUUUUUCAGUACAUUUAUUUAAGUGUAUGGAAGUGAUCUAGCCUUUGAGUGUCUCUUCACUCUGUGAGUGGAGAUAUGUCUGAAAGUUUUAGAGACAAGAUGGUUAAGUUCCUGUCCCCUGCUUCAAAGAACACUGCUGGCUCCAACUCGGACACGCAGUUGGGUGAAAGGAUUGGUCCUGAAGUCCGACGCCGGCACCACACCAUGGAGCGGGACUCGAAAGCUGAGCACCGAUUUGUCCGGCGUAGUGUUAUUUGUGACUCGAACGCCACAGCUUUGGAGCUUCCUAGCAAAAUCUUUUCCCUGGAUGUGCAACCGGAUUUUUCAGCCUCUUCCACCGAUCUUAAUGUUAGUGAGAUUAAAACUGCUGCUCAGACUGAGAUCCUUGUGGUGGCUGAUGGGCCCGUCGUUGAGAAGGUGGAGGGAGUGAAAGAUGAAGUCCACGAGGAGAUGGUUGAAGAGCAGAGGCCCGUGGUUUCAGCCAGUCAGGUUGUGGAGACAAAGAAGGAAACGUGUCUGGAGCCACACAGCAAGACAUCGGAGCAGGAGUCUGGCAGUAGUGUAGGCACAAAACAGGAAAAUGAUAAGGAGGAAGAUGAAGAAGCCAAGACGAAGGCUCGUGUGGAUUCAGGGCAACAGCGUGGGACUGAGAAGAAGGACCCAGAGGACAUAGAGGAGGUGGAGACGAAGGCUGUCGGAACUUCACCCGAUGGCCGAUUUUUGAAGUUUGACAUUGAGAUUGGACGUGGUUCAUUCAAGACAGUGUAUAAAGGAUUGGAUACAGAGACGACUGUGGAGGUGGCAUGGUGUGAACUGCAGGACCGCAAGUUGUCCAAAUCAGAGCGACAGCGCUUCAAGGAGGAAGCUGGCAUGCUGAAGGGCCUGCAGCACCCCAACAUUGUGCGCUUCUAUGAUUCCUGGGAGGCUCCCUGCAAAGGGAGGAAAUGUAUAGUGCUGGUGACUGAGCUCAUGACAUCUGGCACUUUAAAGACGUAUUUAAAGCGGUUUAAGGAGAUGAAGAUCAAAGUCCUGCGGAGCUGGUGUCGGCAGAUCCUGAAAGGGCUUCACUUUCUUCAUACCAGGUCUCCUCCCAUCAUCCACCGUGACCUCAAGUGUGACAACAUUUUCAUCACUGGGCCCACUGGAUCAGUCAAGAUCGGCGACCUGGGCCUCGCCACUCUCAAGAGGGCUUCUUUUGCCAAGAGUGUCAUAGGUACCCCUGAGUUCAUGGCGCCUGAGAUGUAUGAGGAGAAGUAUGACGAGUCAGUGGAUGUCUAUGCCUUUGGGAUGUGUAUGCUGGAGAUGGCUACUUCUGAGUACCCGUACUCCGAGUGCCAGAAUGCGGCACAGAUCUAUCGCAGAGUGACCAGCGGAGUGAAACCUGGCAGCUUCGAUAAGGUAGCCAUUCCUGAAGUCAAAGAGAUCAUCGAAGGGUGUAUUCGGCAAAACAAAGACGAGAGAUAUUCCAUCAAGGACCUGUUGAACCACGCCUUUUUUCAGGAAGAGACAGGGGUUCGUGUCGAGCUUGCUGAAGAGGAUGAUGGGGAGAUGGUGGCUAUCAAACUAUGGUUGCGCAUUGAGGAUGUUAAGAAGCUCAAAGGGAAAUACAAGGAUAAUGAGGCCAUUGAGUUUUCCUUUGACCUCCACAAAGAUGUCCCAGAAGACGUGGCACAGGAGAUGGUUGAUUCAGGCUACGUGUGUGAGGGCGAUCAUAAGACCAUAGCCAAGGCUGUAAAGGACCGUGUGGCUCUGAUCUGCAGGAAGAGGGAACAGCGGAAGCUGGUGCGGGAAGAACAGGAGAAAAGGAAGCAGGAAGAGGAAAGGGGGCAGCAGCCUCCCAGCGAGCCCACUCCUGCUCACUCCUCCACCACAAAGCCCCCCAUGUCGACCUUGACACCAGUUUCCAUAGAGCCAGAGGAGCCAGAGGGGGAGCAGCACCACCUGCAACAGCAGCCUGGAGCGCCUGCUUCAUCUGUUGGUGGUAUGGAAGGCCAUUACUCGCUGACCGCAUUGGAGUCUCAUCCUGUUCAGCCAGUGCUGCCCUCUUACAGCUCUGUGCAGCCUGAGCAGCAACCUCAGACCUCUGCCACACAACACAGCCCUCAUUCCCAGCUUACUCAACAGCAUGCUGUCCACCCACAUAGCCUGACACAGGUUCCUUCUUCACAAGGAAGCAGUUCUCAGACUCUGAUUCCUCUGUCCCAUCCUGAAUAUAGUGCUCCACAACAGACCACUUUGCCAGGUUCUGUUCAGCCUAGCAUCUCCCAACAGCAUAACCAGCCCCAGCUGGACACUGCACCUCAGAGCUCAACUCAGCCACCACCACCACACGGCUCUCAGGUGGUCCAGGUUCCUCUAAGUGUUUCCCAGUCUCCAGAUCAGACUCAAACACAGUCCAUGCUGAUUCCGCUGUCUGCAGAGAGGUACGUCUUAGGUGGCCUGUCUGAUGCAGCUUCAGGGUUGAGUGAUGGGAAUGAGGGCAAGCAUGAAGCUAGUUCCACAAAGCGCUAUCAGCGUCGCUCAGUCCGCAGCCGCUCACGUCAUGACAAGUCUGCCAAGCCCAAGCUUGUUGUACUUAAUAUUUCCAAUAUUGGUGACCGAGUGGCUGAAUGCCAACUGGAAACCCACAACAGGAAAAUGGUGACAUUUAAGUUUGAUCUGGAUGGCGACAACCCUGAAGAAAUUGCACAGAUCAUGGUCCAGAGUGACUUCAUUCUGGAGAGUGAGCGUGAGUCCUUUAUUGAUCAGGUGCAAGAGGUUAUAGACAUGGCAGAUGAGAAAAGAGAAGCCGCUAAAGACGGCAGUUCUCAGGUGAUCCAUGAUGUAAACCAACCUGUGAUAUCAAGUCCUAAUCUGCAAGGUCUGCCACCCAGUGUGGCUGCACAGGUGGUGCACUCAGCAGGGCGGCGUUUCAUUGUCAGCCCUGUACCAGAAGCACGACUUCGAGAGUCAUUUUUUGGCCCUCCCUCUACCAGCACAUCUUUUGGAGAAGACCUGGCAGUGUCUGAUCCUGCCUCAGCUAGCCAUACACAGCAGGGACAAACCAUCCUGCCUCCCAGCACCAGCCAGCCCUCAGUAUUACCCCCUCAACCUGUAUAUCAGACCCCAGUUGCAGUUACACAGAACACCUCUGCUACUGUGACUGUUGGUUCCACUUCCCCACCUACUUCUGCUCAGAUAACCCAGACGGGCAGGACAUCACCUUCCCUUGCCCCAUCAGAUCAGCUCAUCACUCAGCGUCGCACUUCACUUCCCACUCCAACUAUUCCCUACCAGCUACCUGAGAGCAGCAUCACUGUUCCAACCUCUGUUGGAGAACAGCUUCCUGCUCCGGCCCAUACUUCCACCCCCACACCUCUGCCUGCAGUUGCCCCUAGCCAGUGUGGGGAGAGUGAGGGGGAGACACAGGGAAAAUCACCAGGCAUCGAGGACAUCCUCGCACUGGACAAGAAGCUCCGUUCUCUAUUCCAUGACCAAGGUUCGUCCUCGGGUGCUUCAGCCCAGCCUGAAACAUCAGGCGAUGUGCCCCCUACCUCCUCACCUCCCAACACAAUCAGUUCUCCUCCUCCUGGCCUGGCCUCCACUGCAGGCCAUGUGGCACCGGCUAGCUUGUCUCUGAGCUCCAGUGGGCACUUUGCUCCUGGCAUGUUUGCCUCUCAAAGCCAAGGAGGUCCAAUUAAUCUACAAUUACAAACUAGUCAAGUUGAUCCUGGUGUACCAAGACUGCACACUUCUGUAAGCGGACCUCAAGACAGCCUGCCUACUGUAGAGAACAGGCAGCCAGUAACACCACCAACUGGUGAAGGUUUUAAACUUGGCCGAUUUCAGGUUUCAGUGGCCACUGAUCAAGUUGUGGACGGUGCCUCUUGCAAGAAUACGAUGCAGUCAUCUUCAUCCACAACUUCUUCGUCUUCAUCCCCCACGUCAUCAGCAGUCACGAGCCCUGAAAACACUCUUCAUAAGUAUCAAACCCUGCCAAGCCAUGAUCAUGACCUUUCAGAAUCCAUUUCUCCACCUGCUUCUGCUCCUUCUCCGGCCCCUGCCGCUGCUACCACUACUACUACAAUUGAGUGCUUUCAGGUGACCUCUGGUGCUGACGCUAAAGUGGGUCGGUUCUCAGUUACCUCAGCUGGAAAGGAGGAUGCAUGCCCAAAAGAAGAGGAAGAUGUUUGUGUACCCAGUGUAGCCAUAGUCCAGCCUAACUCCCAAUGCUUGUUAAGCAGUGAUGACUCUGAGCCAGAGGAUGAAGCCUUUAAGAAAGAGAUCAGACAGCUCAAGGAGAGGCAUAUAACUGAGAUCCAGGCCUUGCAAUCUAAGCAGAAGAAGGAAGUUGAAGAUCUGUAUGCACGGAUGGGCAAAGCACGUCCCUCUAUAGUGGCCUCCUCGCCUGUAGCUGUGGCAGGAGGCCGGCGCAGGCUCACCAAAAGCAAGAGCAACAAAUCCAGUCGCAGUGGCAGCACCCACAGUAGCCCUCAUCAGCAAGGAGAUAAACGUAACAAACAGGCUUCAGUUACUCAGUCAACUACAGGAAAGGUUCCAGAUCCUCUGGAUACACUCGGUCAGGAUGUUGCACCAGAAGUGACCACCAUCACAAAUAAAAUAGAAAAUGGGUCAAGCCAAGCUGCUAACCUUCCACGAAAAGGCACAUUUACAGAUGACCUCCACCAGCUGGUGGAUGAUUUUGCUCGGGAUGCCAUGAGCCAAGCACAGGUCAAGAAGAAUGGCAAACAAAAUUCGCAAAGCCUUGAUACACUUCCUCGCAAGUUCUCUGCACCAGGGCAGCUGUGUUCCAUGGGUGGUCCUGUAUGUGCUCCCUGCUCCAACUCUUCUGCUGGAAGGAAGAGUUCAUUGUGCUCGAUGGCCCACCAGCCCACCUACCCCUGUGCCCCUUAUGUCCCCCCACAGUGGGUGGGGCCAACAGGAAAUUCAGUAGGCUUGUUACAGCCCACAGCCACAAAUGCCCUCCAGUCGAGUUUCCAUGUGGCCACAGGAACUCCCAAAGCAGGAACUAAUGGUGGCGAAACCAACAUACGGACCACUCAGGCAAGCUGAGAUUCAAAGGGACAUCACAACGCACAUGGAUUUAGCCUAAUUGUUGACUGUGAACUCUCUUCAAUCACUUAAACAAGCAUAUUUUAAUCCCAAAUUAGACUUCAUCUCUGUCUAGUAAACCAGCUUUACAUGAGUUAUAGCAGUGUAAUACAGUUAAGGGAUAUCCUCUGAAAAUUCUGAAGCUUGUCUCUGUUUAAUCUGUGGGAAAAUGUAAGUAGACUGUUUACAGUAAACAGCAGCCAGAAAGCCUUUAAAGGUCUCAUCCUGUGACUUGAUUAGUGAGUGAGAUGUAUGUGCAGUUAGGGCUAAAAGACUUUGGGCCUUACAGGUGGAUGUGUACAGAUUGGUAUGACGGUUCUAGACUAAGACGAAACUAAAGCUAUGGCCUUAAUUACUAAACGCUAGUCUCUUUAAAUGGGGACGCAUGGAUGUCAUGCUUAGUCAUUUAAAAAGGUUCUUAGUAUGCAGCUAAAUGGUUAGCAUUUUCUUAAGCAGCCUACAGUUUAGAUUAAAUGUCUCCUUAUCUACACUGUAUAGUAAUUAAACAGUGUGAUGAGUUUGGACUAUAAAUGCUGCCAGUACACAUCAUCUGUACCUAAGCAAGACAGCAAUAAACCAGAUGAAUAAAGCAAGUUGGAGUAAGGAAAAGCUUGGUUUGGUGAAGUUUUAGGUUGAAAUUAUACCUUAUUACAUAGUAAUCAUGAGUAGUAGGGGACCUGUUUCUUUUGAGAUUUUGAAAUGUGUUAUUCUUUUUUUUUAUUUUUUCAAAAAUUCUUCAAAAUGUUAGAAUUUGACCUAAGGACAGAGAUGUGCAAUAUAUGAAGGUUAAAUAAGCAGGGUGAUGGAGCACUUGACGAACCUUACACCUUUUUCCAUUAUAAGUAUUUGCAUUGUGACUUUUGUAUUUGUGACUGCAUUUGACUAUACAUCGUGUAGGCCUGUAUUCUCUCAAAAACUCCUACUGUAACUCGGUGGAUGUAUCGAGGGCAUGUGGGUUGUAGGCGUUCUGCAGCGGCUCGAGCUUUCGAGGCUUUCUGCAGACUCCUAGGCUGCAUGCUUACGGGGUGCCUUCUUAAAUGAUCUUAUUUGUUGUGCCAGACUUGACACACAGUUAUCCUCCCUAUAAUGCAUUUUUUCACAGUUUUCACACUGGCUCUUAUUAUCCUGCUCAAGUUGGUAGAAAGUUCUCUUUAUCAAAAAUCAAUCACAAUAUAUAGGAACGUUGCUGUGAAGUAAAUUAAAGUAUCCAAAAUUCACACUUUCUGCAAAUUACAGUAUUGCACAAUUUGUCUUUAUACUCUUAGUACCACUCUCCUAAGCAUAAUUACUAAGCCACAAAACACAGUGCCAUUCCUACACAGAAGUGAUUUUCUCUCACCUCUGAAAUGAUUCGCUCGACUUCUCUAGAGAAGGAAAAACGUUACUGCAAUGCAGAAUAUGCACCGUUUUAAGAGGUUAAGCAGGCUCGGGAGGCUAAUGUUACUUUUGAUACUUGAGUGCAUGAAUUUUUCUAAACCUUUUUCUUUAAUCUGAUUUUCAUAAACCACUUGAUCACAACAGUUUUUAAAGUACCACUAGUGUCACAACACACACACAUCCAGCUAUACUCGCAUUGUUCUCAAAGCUGCAUGUUUUAAAAACCGGAAUAUUUCACCUGUUUAUUAAAUCAGCAUUAAACGUUUAGGUUAGAAAAAGGUAAUACUGCUAAUGCAUUGAUUCUCAGUUGUCAGUUUUGUCCCAGAACUUUUUGGUGACUAUAUUGAUGGUUGUGUUAAUCGUUGUUUUUUUUUUUGUUUUUUUUUUAAAAAGAAGUGUAUAUACCAGAGGUGAAUUAAAACAUUUUGGAAAUGA
Molecule: messenger RNA, 7908 nt
Organism: Ictalurus punctatus (channel catfish)
Lineage: Eukaryota; Metazoa; Chordata; Actinopteri; Siluriformes; Ictaluridae
Gene: wnk1a
Product: WNK lysine deficient protein kinase 1a
Exons: 24
Coding region: 1081-6057 (1658 amino acids)
Biological process (GO): negative regulation of sodium ion transport; monoatomic ion homeostasis; protein phosphorylation
Cellular component (GO): cytoplasm; cytosol
Molecular function (GO): protein serine/threonine kinase activity; chloride channel inhibitor activity; potassium channel inhibitor activity
Source: RefSeq, a predicted model, not a curated record